CAUCGAAAGAGAAAACUAUUAUUGGCUUUUGAUUGGUUCAAAUCGAUUUGACAGACAGUGAACAAUUAAGUGUUUUUUACCAAAAAAUUUUAUACGAAAAAUCGUGCAUCGGUUUUGUAAUUUGGUUCAUGCGAAAUGAACAGCAUCAAAUAGAGAAAGCGGUAGUGUUAACAAUUUUUUUUUGCCUGAUUUAUCAUCGUUCAAUUCAAUUUCUCGCCCGAAGUUCGAAACAGUGAGUUAGUUUGAGUUAAAAGAACAGUUCAAUUGAACGCUUCCGGUUCAAACAAAAAAGAAAUAGUUUAGUUGACAGAAAAGCGAUCGAAUUUCGACAAACGUGAAAACAAAGAACCAAAAUUAUUGUUGAUGGUUCGAGAAAGAAACUAGAAAAAAAGAGAGCAAAGUUGUAAAGAAUACCAUCAAGAAGGCAGUUGAAAAACGCACACUCCAUUGGGUGUACAAUAAAACAUACAUAUAUAUACGUGUAUAGUAUAUCACACAUACAGUGAAACGGAGCCGAGUUUCUAUCGCCCCGAUUGAUUGUUGAAUUGUGUACAUAUACAUACCAGUCAUACACACACACACACAAUCAUACAUACCAGUCAAAACGUUUGAAACGUCGUUAUACGCAUUUAUCGUUUUAUCCGUUCGUAUUAGAAAGGAGUGAGUGUGUGUCACUGUGAGAAAUAUAGUCAUCAUCGUGUUUCGAUUGAAAGGUUCGUACAUCUGAGGCCAAACCAGAGAUAUUUCUUUUACACGCAAAUACACCGUAUACAAAUCAUAUAUAAAGAAAGCGUCAACGACAAAGACACAAUGGCAAAAACAUAUGAUUAUUUAUUUAAAUUGCUGUUAAUUGGUGAUUCGGGUGUUGGAAAAACCUGCAUUCUUUUCCGUUUCUCAGAAGAUGCGUUCAACACGACAUUCAUUUCAACCAUAGGUAUUGAUUUUAAAAUUAGAACGAUCGAAUUAGAUGGGAAAAAAAUCAAGCUUCAAAUAUGGGAUACGGCCGGUCAGGAGCGUUUUAGAACAAUCACCACAGCAUAUUAUCGUGGCGCAAUGGGAAUUAUGCUUGUGUACGAUAUAACAGAUGAAAAAUCAUUCGAAAACAUUAAAAACUGGAUUAGAAAUAUUGAAGAGAAUGCUUCGGCCGAUGUGGAAAAAAUGCUCCUAGGAAAUAAAUGUGAACUCAAUGAAAAACGACAGGUAACGAAAGAUCGUGGCGAAAAAUUGGCUGUUGAGUAUGGCAUAAAAUUCGUUGAAACUUCGGCUAAGGCGAGCAUCAAUGUUGAAGAGGCAUUCUUUACGCUUGCCAGCGACAUCAAAGCGAAAAUGGAAAAACGAAUGGAAACAAAUAAUCCACCCAAAGGCGGCCAUCAACUGCGUGCCUCAGAACCAAAAAGGAAAACCGACAGUUGGUUAUCUCGAUGCAGUCUACUUUGACCUGGUUACAAUUAUAUUAUGUGUGUAUAAAUAAUUAUUACCCAGAAUGAAAAAAAAAAACAAUGGAGUUAAAUCACAACACAAAAUUUCAAAAGAAAUU
This is a messenger RNA of Contarinia nasturtii (swede midge), 1537 nucleotides long. RefSeq names its product ras-related protein Rab-8A (gene Rab8). Gene Ontology annotation, cellular component: endosome; plasma membrane; trans-Golgi network transport vesicle. Gene Ontology annotation, biological process: regulation of exocytosis; protein localization to plasma membrane; cellular response to insulin stimulus. The transcript is spliced from 6 exons. Gene Ontology annotation, molecular function: GTPase activity; GTP binding. Lineage: Eukaryota; Metazoa; Arthropoda; Insecta; Diptera; Cecidomyiidae. The coding region runs from base 811 to 1437 and encodes 208 amino acids. The record is from RefSeq and is a predicted model, not a curated record.